Messenger RNA from Phyllostomus hastatus (greater spear-nosed bat), 3489 nucleotides. RefSeq names its product DNA polymerase delta 3, accessory subunit (gene POLD3). Gene Ontology annotation, molecular function: DNA-directed DNA polymerase activity. Bases 158 to 1552 code for a protein of 464 amino acids. The record is from RefSeq and is a predicted model, not a curated record. The transcript is spliced from 12 exons. Gene Ontology annotation, biological process: DNA synthesis involved in UV-damage excision repair; nucleotide-excision repair, DNA gap filling; DNA replication. Gene Ontology annotation, cellular component: nucleus; delta DNA polymerase complex. NCBI's taxonomy places the organism in Eukaryota, Metazoa, Chordata, Mammalia, Chiroptera, Phyllostomidae.
GUUUGACUACCGAACGGCCGCCGUAGUGCGUCGCCUCCGUUGCCUUGGGAAACGACCCGGGAACUGGGUUGUGGGGAAAGACGUUUCCCGCCGGCGGGAGCUGCGGUUGUAGCGGCGUGGGGAGAUCUGAGGCUGCGGGGCCCAGCGCCGCAGUACCAUGGCUGACCAGAUUUAUCUGGAAAAUAUAGACGAGUUCGUCAUGGACCAAAACAAGAUCGUGACAUACAAAUGGCUGAGCUACACACUAGGAGUUCAUGUUAACCAGGCCAAACAGAUGCUGUAUGAUUAUGUUGAAAGGAAGCGAAAGGAAAAUUCGGGAGCCCAACUGCAUGUCACCUACUUAGUGUCUGGCAGUCUUGUUCAGAAUGAACAUUUGUGCCACAAGGUUGCAGUAGUGAGAGAAGAUAAAUUGGAAGCAGUGAAGUCCAAGCUGGCCGUGACUGCCAGCGUCCAUGUGUACAGCGUCCAGAAAGCCAUGCUGAAGGACAGUGGGCCUCUGUUCAACACCGACUAUGACAUCCUUAAAAGCAACUUGCAGAACUGCAGCAAGUUUAGUGCCAUACAGUGUGCCGCUGCGGUCCCUAGAGCUUCUGCCGAAACCUCAUCUUCUGAAAAGUUGGAGCAGUCGAAUCUUCAGGUGUCAAGUGAGGCACAAGCCAGUAAUGAGUUGACCACCAAUGGAUAUGGCCCACCUAGCUCCAAACAGAUUUCCCACCAACCUAAAGGAAUUAUGGGAAUGUUUGCCUCUAAAGCUGCUUCUAAAACCCAAGAGACCAACAAAGAAACCAAAACAGAAGUUAAAGAGGUGACAAAUGCAUCUUUAGCAGGUAACAAAGUACCAGCGAAAGGGAAUGUGAUGAACAAUUUUUUUGGAAAAGCUGCUAUGAAUAAACUGAAAGUCAAUUUGGAUUCAGAGCCAGCACUGAAAGAAGAAAAAAUUGUGGAACAACCUCCACUGUCUGUCACUGAACCAAAGCUGGCAGCCCCCACAGGCCUGAAGAAAUCCAGCAAAAGAGCAGAGCCUGUUAAGAUGCAGCAGGAGAAAAAAAGGGGGAAGCGAGUGGAGCUGUCUGACGACGAAACGAAAGAAACUGUGAGCACAAAGAGAAAGAGGAGAAGAGUCAAACUUCCCGAGUCUGACAGCAGUGAAGAUGAAGUCAUACCAGAUUCUCCUGGAGUUUAUGAAGCUGUGUCACCAUCCCCACCUCCUCCUGCGUCUCCCCCUCCUGACCCAGCACCGAAGACUGAACCAGAGCCUCCUUCUGUCAAGAUCGUAGGCGGAGAAAACAAAAGAAAACGAAAGCGUGUGCUGAAAUCUAGAAUGUUUCUGGAUGAGGACGGCUGCAUGGUGACUGAAAAAGUCUACGAGAGUGAAUCCUGCACAGACAGCGAAGAAGAACCUAAGAUGAAGACAUCAUCCAUACACAGACCCCCAGCAGUGACUGUCAAAAAAGAGCCCAAAGAGGAACGAAAGGGCCCCAAGAAAGGGACUGCUGCUGGGGGCAAAGCCAACAGACAAGUGUCCAUCACUGGCUUCUUCCCGAGGAAGUGAACCGCCAUCUCUGUCGGGUCGGAGGUGUGGAAUGGUCAGGGAGGAGACCAAGACGUACAGACUCUCGCUUACUGUGUAAGUUCAUCCAGCGCCUCGCCUCACCUAUGUCAGAGGACCGUUCUUCCGUCUUGUAAGGUUUAUACUACCGGUUUCUAGGCAAAAAGAAAUCACCUGGAAGCAAGAGGCAAAAGAAUAUUUAAAAAGAUGUUACCUUCUAAUGACAUUUUUAAAGCACAGUCUUUGACCUGUCCAGCAGAAGACUUUACUCCAAAAAAAAAAAACUGGAACAGGUUUCAGAAUUAUCACUGAAGCCAUUUAGUGGCUAACCCACCUCGCCCUACCUACCCCGUGUCCUGAUCCGCAUAUGGCUCUGGGAGUAUUCCUCCUCAUUCCUUUGUAUUCUGUGGACUCGUGUGGUAUUCUUUUAUCCCUGAAUUUUAUUGGAUAUGUUUACCACUCCCUUAUCAUCCCUUCCCCUCUAACACAGUUCUUCGUGAAGCCGUUUUCUGUAACUUUGAAAUCUUGGGUGAACUAAAGGCUGAAACAAAAAUCUCCCUGUAAUCAUCUUUUCCUCCAUUAUAAAGUGCACUGAUGCCUGGCCACAUGCCAGCUCCCUACUUGUGUUCUGCCCCUUCCACAAAAGCUCUCUAGCUCACAAUUAGCGGUUCGGGAGACCUCAGGCGGAGCACAAACAGAAGUGUAAGGGUGUGUUCGGCUCCACCAGAAAUCACGGAGAGUCAGCGCUGACAGUGUUAGAAGGCGUGUCGUGUGGCUGACACGGGUGUGCUGUGUGGUGCUCUUUGUGAUUUUGGUCUCCUCCCCUCUCACCCUUUCCCACUUCAAUACCCAGAGAGUGAAACCCAUACAAUGAAAUGAAGGCUGAAAAGAAAUCUUUUCCUACAUGCAGCAUGUAACAGUUAAGUAAAAUUUCUUCUUAACGAAACCGAGUGUUCAGAAACAACAGUUUUCCAGGAAGUUCAUGAGGAAGAGAGAAAAGCACACACUUACAAUACAGAUGUUGCUCCUCUGUAUUUUUAAACCUCCCAUUUGCCUGAAAGUACAGGCUCCCCAAGAAGAGAUAGAGAGACUGAAUUAUUAGGAGGUCCAAACUGCUAUUAAAUAUUUUCAUUUGUUCCUUAAGGAAAAUCAUGCACUCCAGUGAUAGCUUUUAAGCGACUUCCAUUGUGCCUGGACAGUGGGCUCAAUGGACGGAGGUGGAGUGGCAGUGACCUGCACAGUGAGCUCUGGGACAGGAACACGGGCUUGGCUGCUGGUGUGAUUCACGGCAAACAGACCAGGGAUGCCUGACUUCUUUCCAUCUCAGCCUGGUAUACGUCCUGAGUGACACAGCCUGCCAUGUGCUGUUCAAGUGCGUGUUAUAAUGGACCUGAGAUGAAGAGCAGCGUCUUGAGCGGCUGUCACCUCAGGCUCUCUCGCCAGACACCCCAUGGCCUUGAUUAAGCCCAGAGGUUUGGCAUUACUUCUCGGACUUGUAAAGGCAGAGGCUUGUGUAGCAAGCCGAGUAAAGGUUGACAUGUUCCAACCCCCUUUCUUUUUUAGAUCUAAAAGGAUGGAGAAAAAUCUAAAAGCCUCGACUUAAACCUUUACAAAAAUUUCUGGAGAGGAAUCCCUUUUAAAUGGUUAUUUUUCUCAUUGCUUGCAGUGACAAAAAAUACAAAUGCAAAUGAAAAAAAAGAAAAAUCAACUCAGUCUUUUUUUUUUUUUAAUUAUGCUGAGAUCUCUAGUAGACUGAAUUUUGAAGUGGAGGCCUCCAGGGCUGGUUGGAAGGGGGGUACAAACCUGGGGACAGCAGUCCUGCAGUCACCACGCCCGGUGUGCUGCCGCAGCUCUGAGCUGCCUACGAGAUUUCGUUAGUAAGUGGUGGCCUUUUUUUCUUUUUAUCCAAAACUACCAUGUUACCCCAUGAGUUAAAUAAA